AUGAUUCGUUCCAGACACUCACAAGACUUCUGGUUUACGACGAAGAACACCGAAGAUGGGUUUGCUGAAAUUCACCCAGUAGAUGACCCCAGAUAUCGACCUUCUAGGGGGAGAGAUCUGGCGGUUGUCAUCCCCUCAGCUACGCCCUCUCCUCUAUCUGAAGUCAAUGAAGAGCUUCUGGAGAACUACGAACCAAGGCCCAAUUCCCAACCGCCCAGUGAGACUGCUGGCCUCAACGAUGUGACGAUGACAGAUUUUCCCGAUAACUCGUCACUCAAAGCCCCAACACUAGGCUUUGGUCGCCCUAGGCCCUUUUUGGGAUCCUUCUCGUCAAACGUAUUGACUGGAAAGUUCGAGGCUGACGAUCCUCCGAGAAAUAAUGAGACUCGACCAUCUGUUGGGAACCCAAAUAUUCAAGGCAUGCUCAACUAUUUUCGCAUGACUUCUUGUACCAAAACGUCCAACCCCACGGUUGAGAUCGAAGACAUUAUGGAAGAAGAGACUCGGUCAUCUGAUAGCCCGAAAACCGCCAAAGAUCUGCUAGCUGCUUUUCAAGCAAAGCCAUCUGUUAAUAAGUUCAAGCCCGCGACUGAAAUCGACGACGACAUGAAAGACCCUGAUACAUCUGUUUCCCAGUCAGCGAGCACUCAAGAGAAGGAUUACAGCCCGGGCGCCUCGCGUGUCAGCUAUGUUAUGUCGGAGGAAACUGGGCUCUUUGAGAUUCAAGAAACACAAGGUGAACCUCUGUCACCAUCAGAUUUGAAUCAUUCAUCGCGGGAGAUAACAAAAAGCAACCUUGUUACGAAACAACUUCGAGGCCCUAAAUGCAAACUCGGAGAUGAACUUCAAGACAUUUUGUUGGAGUGGCACCAACAGAAUCCAUCUGACCCUCCUCCCUGUCAAUGGAAGGGUCGAUGGGACGGGACAAAGAAAUGGGACAAUUUUCGAGUCUUUAAUCGAGAUAAAGAGGAAUAUGAAGUGUCCAUUUACAAGAUAAGACUAAAGCAUGCGAAAUCCGGCACCUAUCUUGUGAGCGUCUUGCAAUCGGAGUACGGACCGGACGUGCUUUCCGGAAUAUCAACUGAACAUCGCCCCAAUUUAAAGUCUACCGGCUAUCAAGGCGACUUUAUUACUGCUUGGCUUGGUCCGAAAGACGGCUGGGAAAAAGAACCUUCCGCCAUACAUGUUUGGGCACCCGAGAAAACCAAGGUUGAGUAUCAAGCCAAAUGGUUUGAUCUAGAACAGGGUAGCAAGGUAGCCUUGUACAAAGCUCAGAAGUAUGCGACUAAAUCUCCGAAAUCUCCGGUCACCCCGAAGACACCUUCCCCAGCCAUGGUGAAAUCGAUUAGCUCGGAAUCUGACGAACUGUCUACGCCCUGUAAGAAGAAGGUCAAGCGCAGAAUUGAUUCUGAUUCUGAUUCCGAAGAUGUGGUUGGACCUACUACCAGAGUUUGUCGACGUUUAUUCUCACCCUCGUCGAUUCGAUUCAAACUAACUUCCAGCAACUCACUCACUGUACGUAUGUUUCCGUUUGAUGAAAAAACCGACGUUGGUGCGCUUUUCAACAAAACUUGUCAAUUCUACCGAGAUGUAUGUUGGACAAGCGAAAGGGCACUUUUGUGCCAAGUCCCAGGCGAGGAGGAGCUGCGUUACGUUGGGUUAGAGGACGAGGACGAGUUCGCUCUACUAUGUGAUGAUAUCAAGAGACUUUCGAUUCGUGCAGAAUCUCCGCAGGUAAUUGAAGUGAAGCCUGCUUUUCCGGUAGGUAGUCGGAGCUGUUCUCUGUCAGGUUGCCCGCAAGGAGGGCACACGUUGAUAGAUUGUUGA
Molecule: messenger RNA, 1827 nt
Organism: Penicillium angulare
Lineage: Eukaryota; Fungi; Ascomycota; Eurotiomycetes; Eurotiales; Aspergillaceae
Exons: 1
Coding region: 1-1827 (608 amino acids)
Source: RefSeq, a predicted model, not a curated record